CUACUGUCGUGAGUUCAAGUCCAACAGAAAACUUGUUGAACCAUAAAUUAAAGACAGUGAAAUGGUGUUUGAAACACCGGGCUUGAGUUUCAAGUUGGUGGAGGGCCAACCGAGUUACGAGUUAAAGAGUUGAGCCUCAAUUGGUCAGCUGCUUGAAUCAGCCUGCAAAACACUUUGGACCCAGUUUCGUCACUGCAAGCCCAUCCUCAGGCCCAGGGCAACGCAAACCUUGUUAGUCCUACGUACCUUCAACCAAACGCCCUGCAGCUUGCUGCAACAAAACUGCAGAAAAAGUCCUGGAAGCUUCCUCCCAUUGGGGAGUGGGAGCCUUAAGCCAACAACCUGCCAGGGUUUUCUGAGGUGAAACUGUCAGAAAACUGGCAGAACCAUGUCAGACGAAAGCAUCUCCUAUGGAGAGGACAAGGAGAACCUGCUCUACAUCUCCAAGAAGAUCAAUGUGGACGAGUUCGGGCUGGGCGAGGACGGCUCCUUCAGGGAGUCCCUCUCCCUGGCCCCUUCUGAUGUCUCAGUGCAACCCAUCGGCUCAGAACUCACGAUUCUGGAGGGCCUCCACAACAUCCCCCAGAUCUUCGACGACAUCCACUUGGCGCGCAAGUUCAAGCCCUUUAGCCUGAAGUGGGCCUACGGCAUCAGCGGCCCCGUCGGCCUGAUCAAUCUGAGCUCAGAAGGCAGACAGGAGCUGUUCUUCGCCAGCUCCCAUUCGGCCAUUGUGUAUCGGUACUGCUCAAGAGAGAUGCGCCACCUGGAGGCCCAUCAAGCGGUCAUCAAUGGGAUUUCUUCGGACGCUAGUGGGGAGUGGCUGGUCACUGCCGAUGGGGACAAGGAUGGUUGCCUGAUUGUGUGGUCCAGCAGGGAUUUGCAGCCGAUUUUCACGCUGUUUGCUGUCUAUCCGGACAGUGGCGUGCUAUUGAUGAGCCUCAGUCCGUGCGCCCGCUACUUGGUGACGGUGGGCGAAAGUUGCGGGUAUUACGAGGCGCGCCUCUGGCUGUGGACUUUGGGGCACCAGAAGCCGCACGGCAGCAUUCAGAUCAACCUCACCAACGGCCCUCCGGUCAAGAUCUGCUUCCACCCGGACUGCGAAGAGCACAUUCUGCUGGUGUUCCAGAAGCAAAUCUUCCUCAUCGUAUGGGACCAAACCAGCCAGAAGAUCCAGCUGGCCGCCCUUCCCCACAUAACCAGCCGCACCAAGGUGGGCUCGCUCACCAGCGCCACCUACAUGCAGAACUGUCACGAGUGUUUCGUCGGCUCGUCCAAAGGGUGCGUGCUGGUGUUCCGCAGCACCCUCUACGGGCGCACCUACGAGGCCGGCGAACUGACCAACGCCAAAAUGUACAUCAACGCCAUCAAGGUGACCACGGCUCAGAUCGGCACGAUUUGCAGCUCAGACGGCAUCCUAGUGGUGGGCGACUCGCGGGGGCACGUGAUGUUCUUCGACCGGAACGUGCGGAUCCUGUUCUGGAUCCGGAACCUCUCCAUCGGCGCCAUCACUGCCCUGAGCUUCUCCAUGUGCCCAAGGGGGCACGAAGUGCGCGCCUCCCCAGAGUCCCUGGGGGAGUGGGGCUUGGACUUCCCCAGUUGCCCAGGGGCUGGCGCCUUCGGCGCAGCCCCGUUCGACGCCACGCUGCACAACCGCCCCUUUUUGGUCAGGGAUUUUUUCAUCGCCACCGCCGACUGCAACAUCUACGCCUACGACUUCCUGCGGAGCGCGUGCACUCCGCUUUUCCAGGUGGCGGACGCCCCCAUCAGCGCCCUGGACACCCACGACGAGCUGUGAGGCUGGGGGGCUGCUGCCUCUUCCCACCUAUUCAAUUGCUGAUUGCAGGCCCCGCCUGGUGGUGGGGUACGCCAAUGGCCGGCUCGCCCUGAUGGACUUCGAGAAAAAGGAGCAAAUCGCCGGGGCCCU
Messenger RNA from Dendroctonus ponderosae (mountain pine beetle), 1924 nucleotides. RefSeq names its product cilia- and flagella-associated protein 251. The record is from RefSeq and is a predicted model, not a curated record. Gene Ontology annotation, cellular component: motile cilium. The transcript is spliced from 9 exons. Gene Ontology annotation, molecular function: protein binding. NCBI's taxonomy places the organism in Eukaryota, Metazoa, Arthropoda, Insecta, Coleoptera, Curculionidae. The coding region runs from base 389 to 1795 and encodes 468 amino acids.